CUUCACACAGGCGGUUCAAAUACCUUACGACCAAUCGUCGAAAAAUAAACAGAAGCAAAGAAGGAACGGGGAAAAGGUUUUUCGAUCCAGAUAUCAUUGCAGAUUUUGGCUUCAAACACGGCUUAGCAUAACCGGUGGACAAGUAUUUAUUGUAUAGCUUUGCUUGGAUUUUUCAUGGCCAUGAACGACGCAUUAAUUUUCCGAGUUAGUGCAUUCUCCGAGCAAGGAGGAAGGAGAUACAUGGAGGAUGUUAUUGAGUUUAAAGUGGAGUACGAACCGCCUGAACCAGAGCCAGCAGAGGGUGGUCUGAAUUCGGUAGAACAACAAGAUGAGUCAAAAGUAGAGAAACAGGAGAAUGGUCAUACUGAGCAGACCAUAAUAAGCAAUUCCCCCGAAAACGUUCAAGAAUCGGUGCCUGUUAGUGCAAUGUGGACAGAAAACAUAACAUGUGAGAAGCAUGGGGACACUUCCCAGGCAGAAGUUCCAGCAGUGCACACGGUCGUUCGGAAGUCUGUGGCGUUUUUUGGUGUAUUUGACGGUCACGGAGGGCGAGAAGCUGCUCAUUUUGCGCGAGACAAUCUGUGGGGUAUUCUGAAAAAGCAAAGGGGGUUUUGGUCAGAAGAUCAAGGGGAAGUCUGUGAAGCAAUUCGAAAGGGCUUCAUUGCCUGCCACCAUGAUAUGUGGAAAGAGCUACCUGAGUGGCCCAAGACUCUGACCGGCCAGCCCAGUACUGCAGGAACAACGGCCAGUAUAGUGCUGAUCCGGGGGGAUCUGAUGUACGUAGCCCAUGUGGGGGACUCGGCAGUGGUUGUUGGGGUGAAAGAGCCCGGUGAAAAGAACAUCAGAGCCUUGGAAGUCACACAGGACCACAAACCUGAACUUCCCAAAGAGAAGGAGCGCAUUGAGAGACUUGGGGGCAGUGUAGUGAAGAAGUCCGGGGUGAACCGUGUGGUGUGGAAGAGGCCCAGACUGACCCACAAUGGCCCUGUCAGGAGGAGCACUGUCAUAGACCAGAUUCCCUUUCUCGCUGUGGCCAGAGCUUUGGGGGACCUGUGGAGCUAUGACUUCUACAGCGGGGAGUUUGUGGUCUCUCCAGAGCCUGAUGUCACUGUAAUGACCAUUGACCCUAAGAAGCACCGCUACAUCAUCCUGGGUAGUGAUGGCUUGUGGAACAUGAUGCCAGCUAAGGAUGCUGUCGCUAUGUGUGAGUGCCACGAUCAGAUGGUGGGCCCUAAGGGAUGGUCCUGUGCCAAACGGUUAGGAUGCACGGCCUUGCUGUUCUGGCGCCAGCGCAUGCUCCGUGCAGACAACACAACGGUCAUAGUGAUAACCGUGCAGCACCCUGAUGAGCCACCCAUGACCAUGCACCUACAGGAGCUCUAUGUCAAUAUGGCAGAGGGCCUUGAUAAGAUCCCCCCCGUUACAACCGCAAACUCUCCCCGCCGUUACGACGGCCCCAUUAUGCAGAACCCAGAGGUUAACACUGUGUCCUCUGUGGGUGAGCCUCUCCCCCUCCCAGCUCUGGAGUGGAGGAAUAGUCUGUGUGAGGCUGGUCUCUGUCCCCCUUCAGAGCCCCUGGCAGAGGUGGACUCAAAGAGAGUGACCCCAACAGACAGAACCUUGAACGUUUGUUCAAUUGAAGGCACAGGGACUCCAGGGUUCUCAGCACCAUCCACCCCUCUGCUGAGGAGGCUUCGUAGGCCCCCACACACUCCCCUCUCCCCCAGCAUAGCACACCACAGCCUUGGUCGGUCCCCUCACAGUCCCUUGUCUCCCAGGAUGCCUCGCCGCAGCCUGGCCCGUUCUCCACGCAGUCCCUUGUCCCCUAGAACGUCUCGCCGCAGACUCAGUGACCGAACCCCUCUGAGGCGAGGUGGAAAGGGACAGAGACGCUCCCCCAAUGUUCCCGUCAUCCUACCACAGAAACGCAAGGCUGCCUUGUGUGUGUGCUGAACCUCAUCUUACCACGGACGACAGAUUGACUAGGAUGAUGACCUUUAUCAUUCUGCAAAGAGAUGCAUAAGGGCAUCUGAACAUUGUGUGCUCAUGUAUCAACAGUAUGCCACUGUUCCAUUCAUAGAUUAAGUAUACUUUUAUAGUGGAGUCUGGUACCAUCUAAACAUUUUUGUAAAAAUGUGAUGUUUGUGUAUAUGCUAACUUUACAUCUUACGUGUUUUUAUGAUCUUUUGUUUAUUAACUGUUUUAAUGGAAAACAUAUUUUAUCUAGUGUAUACUGCUGGUCAUAUUUCCACCCCCUUUUUAUGUUUAAAAUAAUAAUAAUAAUAAUAAAUCAAUAAAAAAUCCCAUAUUCUGUACCAAUAGAAAAAUAUUAUACUAAAUACUUUCCAAACUGUACAUUAUUCAUACUUAGCAAUAUGUGUAUUUUUGAAAAUCAGAAUGAAUUGACUAUCCUGAACUAAACCACAGAGCCUGAAUGAAUUUGGUGAUAAACGCCACACCUUGUUUUAACUUCCAUGCGGAGAUCAAGGUGCUUAGUUUCUAUCACUGGACAGGUGAAGAGCAGUCAGGAAUGCCAAAUAAGUGUUUUGAAUCGGGAGAGGGGGAUCCAUGGUGUUUUGAAUCGGGAGAGGGGGAUCCAUGGUGUUUUGAAUCGGGAGAGGGGGAUCCAUGGUGUUUUGAAUCGGGAGAGGGGGAUCCAUGGUGUUUUGAAUCGGGAGAGGGGGAUCCAUGGUGUUUUGAAUUGAGAGGGGGAUCCAUAGUGUUUUGAAUUGGGAGAGGGGGAUCCAUGGUGUUUUGAAUUGGGAGAGGGAGAUCCAUGGUGUUUUGAAUCGGGGGAUCCAUGGUGUUUUGAAUUGGGAGAGGGGGAUCCAUGUUUUGAAUCGGGGGAUCCAUGGUGUUUUGAAUCGGGAGAGGGGGAUCCAUGGUGUUUUGAAUCGGGAGAGGGGGAUCCAUGGUGUUUUGAAUCGGGAGAGGGGGAUCCAUGGUGUUUUGAAUCGGGAGAGGGGGAUCCAUGGUGUUUUGAAUCGGGAGAGGGGGAUCCAUGGUGUUUUGAAUCGGGAGAGGGGGAUCCAUGGUGUUUUGAAUUGAGAGGGGGAUCCAUAGUGUUUUGAAUUGGGAGAGGGGGAUCCAUGGUGUUUUGAAUUGGGAGAGGGAGAUCCAUGGUGUUUUGAAUCGGGGGAUCCAUGGUGUUUUGAAUUGGGAGAGGGGGAUCCAUGUUUUGAAUCGGGGGAUCCAUGGUGUUUUGAAUCGGGAGAGGGGGAUCCAUGGUGUUUUCAGAACUACAUGUGUUAAAUGUAGAAUAUCCAGAAUGUGCUACCUGCUAUGAAUACUUUAUAUAUCCCCAUAGUUGAUUUAUUUCAAAUAGUUGAAUCUUUCCCUGGUUCCCCAUGAAUAGUUGGCCUUGCAUCAUUGUUCUCAUGUAUUGCUUUCAGCUAUCCACUGGAGGGCACCCACUGCAAGUGUAAAUGUGGUGUCAAGUCGUUUCAGUGCUGUGUGAUUUACUUUGCAAGUGUUCAAAUACCCCAUAUUCAUAAAGUAUAGUGGAUUUGAUCUCAUGAAAGUUAUGAUUGUUGUGUCAGUUUAAUGCCCUCUUGGAUUUCUGAAUCCAUAAAAGUGUGAAUUAAAUCUUAAAACGAUUAACAAAUGACAGCUCAUUAUGUCACCCCGUUGGGAAGUUGGCCUUGCUUGUAUGAUGAGAUAUUUGGAGUUAAAAUAUUUGACUCAGCUAAAAUGUGUUUGUUGACAAUUACCUUAAACUUCAAUCAGUCAAAUAGUGUUAUGUUUACAAAGCUGAGUUCUCAUAACCAGACAAGUGGAAUACACCUCUGAAAUACACUACAUGGCCAAAAGUAUGUGGACACCUGCUUGUCAAGCAUCUCAUUCCAAAAUCAUGGGCAUUAAUAUGAAGUUGGUCCCCCCCCUUUGCUGCUAUAACAGCCUCCACUCUUCUGGGAAGGCUUUCUACUAGAUGUUGGAACAUUGGUGCAGGGACUUGCUUCCAUUCAGCCACAAGAGCAUUGGUGAGGUCAGGCACUGAUGUUAGGCGAUUAGGCCUGGCUUGCAGUUGGUGUUCCAUUUCAUCCCUAAGGUGUGCAGUUGAGGUCAGGGCUCUGUGCAGGCCAGUCAAGUUGUUCCACACCGAUCUCGACAAACCAUUUAUGUAUGGACCUCGCUUUGUGCACGGGGGCAUUGUCAUGCUGAAACAGGAAGGAGCCUUCCCCAAACUUUUGCCACAAAGUUGGAAGCACAGAAUCGUCUAGAAUGUCAUUGUAUGCUGUAGCGAUAAGAUUUCCUUUCAUUGGAACGAAGUGGCCCGAACCAUGAGAGACGGCCCCAGACCAUUAUUGCUCCUCCACCAAAUUGACAGUUGGCACUAUGCAUUGGGACAGGUGGCAUUCUCCUGGCAUCCGCAAACCUAGAUUCAUCUGCCAGAUGGUGAAGCUUGAUUCAUCACUCCAGAAAACGCAUUUCCACUGCUCCAGAGUCCAUCGGCGGCAAGCUUUACACCACUCCAGCCGACUUGGCAUUUUGCAUGGUGAUCUUAGCCUUGUGUGCGGUUGCUCGGCCAUAGAAACCCAUUUCAUGAAUCACCCGACGAACAGUUCUUGUGCUGACGUUGCUUCCAGAGGCAGUUUGGAACUCGGUAGUGAGUGUUGCAACCGAGGACAGACGAUUUUUACGUGCUUCAGUACUCGGGGGGUCUCGUUUUGUGAGCUUGUGUGGCCAUCACUUUGUGGCUGAGCUGUUGUUGUCCUCUAUGUUUCCACUUCGAAAUAACAGCUACUUACAGUUGACCGGGGCAGCUCUAGCAGGGCAGAAAUGUGAUGAACUGACUUGUUGGAAAGGUGGCAUCCUAUGACAGUGCCACGUUGAAGCUCGUCAGUAAGGCCAUUCUACUGCCAAUGUUUGUCUAUAGAGAUUGUAAGGCUGUGUGCUUGAUUCUAUACACCUGUCUGCAACGGGUGUGGCUGAAAUAGCAGAAUCCACUAAUAUGAAAGGCUGUCCACAUACUCUUGUAUAUAUAUGGUGUAUGAUGCCAUCUUUAGUGCACCCAUGGCUCACUGGAUUUACAAAUCGGAUAAUUGCACAUUUGCAGCACAGAUAAUUGUUCUUACACCAACCAUUGUGGUACCAUUGACACUGCAGAAUAAUGUCGAUCUUGUACAGGCAUAGAUUAAUACAAUUGUGUUAUUUUGAAAACAGAAAAAUAUCUUCCAUAGCAUUGAAGUGCUUUUGUAAAUAUGAUUUUAUUUGUACAGUAUAUUAUGCAAAACCGGCAUUGGGUUUUACAUGAAUGUGGCAUGAUCAGCUCUGUUUGUGUUGAAGUGUAUUAAGGGAUGGCUUUAUUAAUAGAAAUUAUUAUUUGCUAGAUAGAUUACAUAGACAUUUCCACUUUACAUCCAUUACAGUGAUAAUCAAUGUAUGUCUUGAUGUCAAACUGCAAUACCUGCCUUGAAUGUGACUAAAUAAGUGUGUUGAAUAAAUACGUUGUCAUUUCAAA
This is a messenger RNA of Oncorhynchus mykiss (rainbow trout), 5461 nucleotides long. Its product is annotated as protein phosphatase 1D. The record is from RefSeq and is a predicted model, not a curated record. Gene Ontology annotation, molecular function: cation binding; protein serine/threonine phosphatase activity. NCBI's taxonomy places the organism in Eukaryota, Metazoa, Chordata, Actinopteri, Salmoniformes, Salmonidae. Gene Ontology annotation, biological process: protein dephosphorylation.